CCAUGACCCUCAAAGGUGGCGCCACCAGUGCCUGCGCCGCAUGCAAAUACCAACGCCGUAAGUGCAUCCCCGAAUGUCUCCUCGGUCCUUAUUUCCCCGCCGAUCAAACCAAAGUCUUCCAAAACGCCCACAAAUUGUUUGGGGUCAGCAACAUCGUGAAGAUACUGAGGAGCUUAGAUCCUUCCCAGCAUGCGGAGGCCAUGCGUUCGAUCAAAUACCAAGCUAAUGUUCGUGAUCGAUUCCCGGUCUACGGUUGCCUGGGCGUCAUCCGUCAACUCUAUUAUCAAAUCCAGUUGCUGGAAGAAGAGUUACACGCCGUGCUUACACAGCUCGAGAUGUAUAGACAACAACAGCAGCAGCAUCAAAUUUCAUCGAUGGCGGAAGAUGUGAUUUCCCAGUUGGAACUGGGAAUGGCACCGCCCACCACCAAUGCUCUUCCUCUCUUCAAUCAAGUUACCAUGCAAAACCCUUACAUGGAUUCUCCUAAAGAGAAUGUGGAUAAUAAUUCUUUGUGGAUCCAACAUCUUUUUCUUGACACGAAUAAUCACAGCAAUGACAAUAAUGAUGGUCCCAUUGCGAUUCAAUCGGAACUAUUAGGUGAUGAUGAGCAGGAAGUGGUUUACGAUGAGAUUCAGCCCUUCUUUGAUUCCAUGGACGACAGACAAUCUUAUAUCGAUUCCAACAGUUUAUGA
Molecule: messenger RNA, 692 nt
Organism: Hibiscus syriacus
Lineage: Eukaryota; Viridiplantae; Streptophyta; Magnoliopsida; Malvales; Malvaceae
Product: LOB domain-containing protein 27-like
Exons: 2
Coding region: 3-692 (229 amino acids)
Source: RefSeq, a predicted model, not a curated record